Messenger RNA from Amphimedon queenslandica, 1734 nucleotides. Its product is annotated as solute carrier family 15 member 4-like. NCBI's taxonomy places the organism in Eukaryota, Metazoa, Porifera, Demospongiae, Haplosclerida, Niphatidae. The transcript has a single exon. The record is from RefSeq and is a predicted model, not a curated record. The coding region runs from base 1 to 1734 and encodes 577 amino acids.
AUGAAUCCUGUCUCUCCAGAAAGAAGGAGGUUGUUACCCUCUUCUUCACUUGUUAACAAUGCAAGUAAAAGGAAGUACAAACCUUUCAACUGCUUUAGUAACUACUGUAAGGAAUUAAAGUCUCGUUCAUUGAAUUUACCAUCAAUCCUACUACUGGUUUAUACUCUGCCAAUAGCAGUGAGUUAUGCAUUUUCUGAAAUAAUUUUCAGAGAUUUAUCUCAUGACCAAUGUGGAUCUGGAUCUACUGGCUCUGCUAACAAUCCAGUAUUUCAUUAUGUUGGAAUUAUAGUGGGAAAUGCUCUUUUUCUUCUUGCCCCUUUUUGUGGUUGGUUAUCAGAUACUAAGAUUGGUAGAGGUAAUGCUAUUUAUCUUGGUCUAUGGCUUGGUUGGAUAGGCACUCUGUUGUUUGCCAUUGGAUGCUGUUUACAAUAUCAUUCAUGUGAUACUACUGCUCUGAUAGGAAGGUAUGCAUUUUUUGGUAUAGCCUUUAUUUUCAUCUUAGCCUCAUUAUCUCUCUUGUUCACUAAUAUAUUACCAUAUGGUAUAGAUCAGUUGAUGAAUGAAUCUAGUGUCAAGAUAAGAGCCUUCAUUCACUGGUACUGGCUGUGUCUUUGUAUUGGCUAUGCAUUUCUAGUUAUGUCAGAUGAGCUCAUUAUUUCAGUUUUAGCUUUUGCUCUUUUUUCUUUUUCUCUUUGUCUUCAUUUUUUCCUGAAGCAUCGUUUUGAGCACAUACCUAUUCCUAAUCCUUAUAAAAUUGUAUUUAAAGUAUUGAAGUUUUCUCUCAAAACUAGUCGCACUAGAAGACAGCAUCGUAGUGCAUUCACAUACUGGGGAGAGGAGCCCAGUAGAAUGGAUCUUGCUAAGGAGAGGUAUGGUGGUUGUUUCUCUCAUGAAGAAGUGGAAAAUGUAAAAACUUUUCUACGUAUUGCUGUUGUUUUGAUUACUGUCUUUCCCUUAUUUAUCCCCAUUAUUCCAAUGUUAAGUAGUUCCUCGAAUUUUGUUGUACAGUUUAAAGAUGGCUAUGAAAAAAAUGCUGAAUAUGUAAUUUGGCUUUUUGGCAACUUCACUUCAUUGCUUGUUGUUGUCCCUUUAUUUGAACUAGUUAUUCUGCCUCUCUUUCCUAAAUUAGAAUAUUUUAUAACUAAUCCAUUGAAAGGUCUUGGUUUAUCAAACAUUCUCAUCAUAUUAUCUAUUCUUAGUUUAUUUCUAAUUGACUUGAUUGGAAGGAUUGAUAGUAGUAACAUUUCUGAAAUGCCUUGCUUUUUCAUUUGGAGACCAAUCAAUCAAAAAAUUGAUAUUUCCUAUUGGAUACUACUCAUACCAUCAGUGUUAGCUGGUGCAUCAUAUUUUCUUAGUGGGAUAUAUUUAUUUGAGUUCCUGUGUAGUCAAUCUCCUUUUGGUAUGCAUGGAAUGAUCAUUGGACUGCAUUGGUUUUUGCAUGGUAUCUUCAUUGACAUUGGUUCAGGCAUCUUAUUAAUAGUCUAUUAUCACCCUAUACACUCAGUCUCAUUUAUGUCAUGUACCUCAUGGCUUUCUGUAAUAUUUGGUGUAAUUGCUGUCAUUGGAUUAGUGGUGUAUGUAUUAAUAGCUCGAUGGUAUGUCAAUAGGGUCAGGGAUACUGAUCUUGUUCUACAUGCAGCUGUAGAGGAACAUUGGGAGCAUAUGCUGACCAAAGAAAAUGACACCAUUAACGAUAUUUCAACAGAAAGUUUUGUUAUUUCUAGUUAUAAGUAA